Messenger RNA from Aaosphaeria arxii CBS 175.79, 1217 nucleotides. RefSeq lists its product as uncharacterized. The transcript has 5 exons. Bases 113 to 718 code for a protein of 201 amino acids. The record is from RefSeq and is a predicted model, not a curated record. Gene Ontology annotation, molecular function: GTPase activity; GTP binding. NCBI's taxonomy places the organism in Eukaryota, Fungi, Ascomycota, Dothideomycetes, Pleosporales.
CUACAUAUACCCUCAACUCUGCGAUCUCUUUUAUGCUCAGAAAUUUGCUUGCGAUAACGACUACGACUGAGACGCCACUUUCCUUCCUUCCUUCAACGACAACUUAGCCAACAUGAAUCCUGAAUACGACUACCUCUUCAAGCUGCUCCUCAUCGGUGACUCUGGUGUUGGAAAGUCUUGCCUGCUCCUCCGAUUUGCGGAUGAUACUUACACGGAGAGCUAUAUCUCCACCAUCGGUGUCGACUUCAAAAUCCGAACCAUCGAACUUGAUGGCAAGACCGUCAAACUACAGAUCUGGGAUACUGCCGGUCAAGAGCGAUUCCGAACCAUUACCUCAUCCUACUACCGUGGCGCCCACGGCAUCUGCGUCGUGUACGAUGUCACAGACAUGGACUCAUUCAACAACGUGAAGCAGUGGCUUCAGGAGAUCGACAGAUACGCCACCGAGGGCGUUAACAAGCUUUUGGUCGGCAACAAAUCCGAUAUGGCAGACAAGAAGGUGGUGGAGUACACGGUAGCAAAGGAGUUUGCGGACUCCCUUGGUAUUCCGUUCCUCGAGACCUCUGCGAAGAGCGCUACCAACGUCGAGCAAGCUUUCUUGACGAUGGCCCGCCAGAUCAAGGAGCGCAUGGGAACCACAACUGUCAACAACAAGCCAACGGUGCCUAUCGGACAGGGCCAGGGUGUACAGAGCGGAUCUGGUGGAGGCUGCUGCUAGAGUAGUAGAAGAGCGUAGUCCGGAGAUGACACACAGUUCUAGGCGUGGGUGUUUGUCCGGUGUGGUACAUUAAUGCUCAUGGUUUCUCCUAUCCGCCGUCCAUCAUUCCAGUGUUCCAUGCAUGGCUAGAACGGGGCUUGUCAGUUUCUUUGUUGGAUUCCUAUGAUUUCGGUAUCAAGUUUGCUGCAUCCUGAGAGGACACGGACGAAGCGGCGGAGGAACGCGAUGUCUGUGGAGGUCCCCGGUCGUUUUUUUCAGGUGUAGACUGCUUUUUGUCAUCGACCAUCUUGUGUUGAGCACCGGAUAUUUUCCUUCUCGAGUCUCUUAGUCUGGGCAAAUCAUAACCGUCAUAUACUUGCGAUCUUCUGUUAGUUACAUAAUUGUGAUUUUCUAUUCAUCAACGCAGAGUGACUGAUUGGUUUGAAAGAUAGCAUAACAGAAGCAUCGUAGAUCGAACCUAGAGGCAAGCCUGAAAAUGCCAAUGCACGAAAUGUCUCGA